Molecule: messenger RNA, 3190 nt
Organism: Sciurus carolinensis (gray squirrel)
Lineage: Eukaryota; Metazoa; Chordata; Mammalia; Rodentia; Sciuridae
Gene: Sde2
Product: SDE2 telomere maintenance homolog
Exons: 7
Coding region: 34-1392 (452 amino acids)
Cellular component (GO): nucleus
Source: RefSeq, a predicted model, not a curated record
UCAGGGCAGCUUGAGGUUCCGGGACUAGGCAAGAUGGCGGGGACUAUGUCGGUGGCGUGGAUUCGCGGCCCCGGCUUCGGGUGCAAAGCGGUGUGGUGUGCCUCGGAUCGGUGUUCCGUACGGGAUUUUAUCCACCGAUACUGCCAAAAUCAGGAUGUUCCAGUGGAAUAUUUCUUUGUGAAAUGCAAUGGAACCCUCAUUAGCAUCAAUGAUACGGUGCAGCAUGGAGCUGUUUAUAGUUUGGAACCCCGACUUCGUGGUGGGAAAGGAGGUUUCGGAUCCAUGCUCCGAGCACUUGGUGCUCAGAUUGAGAAGACAACCAAUCGAGAAGCUUGCCGGGAUCUCAGUGGAAGGAGAUUACGCGAUGUCAAUCAUGAAAAAGCAAUGGCUGAAUGGGUAAAGCAGCAAGCUGAGCGGGAGGCUGAAAAGGAGCAAAAGCGCCUGGAGCGGCUACAGCGGAAGCUUGCAGAACCCAAGCACUGCUUUGCUAGCCCUGACUACCAGCAGCAGUGCCACGAGAUGGCUGAGCGGCUGGAGGAUUCCGUCCUUAAAGGUAUGCAAGCUGCUUCCAGCAAGAUGGUAUCAGCAGAAAUCAGUGAGAAUCGGAAGCGGCCUAACAAAUCAAAAACAGACCAAGGAGCCAGUGCAAAGAAAAGGAAAUGCUUUUGGUUGGGCAUGGAAGGACUAGAGACUGCUGAGGGAUCCAGUUCUGAAAGCUCAGAUGAUGACAGAGAAGAAGCACCUAGUACUUCAGGAAUGAACUUCUCCUCUCCAAAAAAUGGCAGGCAUGAUGUUGAGAUGGCGGGCGAAUUGCCCAGCAGUUCUCAGAGGGAGGAAGAAUUGAGUACAGACUCUGGAUUAUCAGAACAAGUACAGAGCCCAGUGACUGACUCUGGGAAGAGUAUUUCAGAAGACUUGGGUGCAGAACUGGGAGAGACAUCUACUAAGGAGCACGAGGGGAGGAAGAUGGUGAGAGAAGCAGAGACCAAGGAGAGAAAGAAAGCAGAGUGUCAAGAACUCAUAGAAAGGGAGGCAGCUGGUGCUGGAUGGAGUAAGGAUAAAGAGAAGAAAGAAAUCACUGAUGGAGAAAUAGUUGACAAGGUAGCUCCUGGAGAGAUCAGGGAAAAUGUCUCCGUUGACAAACUGGAGGAAAAACAGUCAGGAAACACAGUUCUUGGUCAGGAAGCUAUGGAUUUGCUGGCAUUCAGCUCUGCUGCAGAACUGGAGUCAUUGGGUUUGGAAAAACUCAAGAGUGAACUGAUGGCCCUUGGACUGAAGUGUGGGGGGACACUACAGGAACGGGCAGCAAGACUCUUCUCUGUCCGAGGAUUGGCAAAGGAGCAGAUUGACCCAACUUUAUUUGCCAAGCCUUUGAAAGGAAAGAAGAAAUGAAAUUCACCAGAGCUGAGUCCCUGUGUGUAGUCUGCUGGAUAAUCUGCCUAAUGUGGACUUGUAGCCAUUAUUCCCAUCAAUUAAAAGCUAUUUUUAACACCCUAAUCUUAACUGUCCCUCCCUUUUUUUUUUUUUUUUUAAUUACUGCAUUCAUAGAAUUAAGUGUGAAACCAUCUGGGCCUAAAGUUUUCUUCAAGUUUUUUUUUCAAGGGCAAGGGUACUGGGGAUUAGACCCAGGGCAUUUUACCAUUGAGCUGCAUCCCCAACCCUUUUUACUCUUUAUUUUGAGACAGGGUUUUACUCAGUUGCUGAGUCUUGCUCAAACUUGGGAUCCUCCUACCUUAGUCUCCCAAAUUGCUGGGAUUGUAGGCAUGUGGCACUGUGUCCAGCCUAAGGUUUUUUAUAAUAAAUAAUUUGUUAACUACAGAGCUGUUGAGAUUUUGGUUAGGUGAGUUAUAUUCUCAAAGAAUUUAUCCGUGUGGUCCAAGUUGUCAGGUUUGUAGACAAAGUUUUUAUAAUAGUCCUUUCUUUCCUUUUAAUGUCUAUGGGUACUUUGCGAAAACUACUUUUUCAUUCCAAUUCUUGUAAUUUCUUUUUUUGUUGUUGUUAGUUUUUGCACCCAGGACCUGGUGCAUGGUAGGCAAGUACCCUAUCAGUGAGGUACAUCCCAGUCCUGAUACUGGUAAUUUCAGUUCUCCAUUUAUCAAUCCAGCUGUAGGUCUAUUAAUUUUGUUGAUCCGAUUUUCCAGGAACCAGUAUUGGCUUUGUUAGUUUUUCUCAAUUGUUUUUGUUGUCAUUGAUUUCUGCUGUAUAUAGUUCCUCUUAGUUUAGCUUGGGUUUACUUCCUUUUUAGCUUCCUAAGAUAGGUCUUAGGUCAUUGAGUUUUAAUUUUUUUAGUAUAAAUAUUUAAAAGUAAAUUUCCUUUUAAAUGCUACUUUAGUUACAUCUUGACCAUUUUAACAUUUUUAUUAUCAAGUUCUAAAUAUUUUGAUUUCCUCAAGUUCUUUGACCCAUGGAUUAGCUUGAAGUGUGUUGUCUAAUUAGUAAGUGUUUAUUUCCCCCUAAAUAUCUUACUACUGAUUUCUACUUUAAUCCCAUUGAGAUCAGAAAAUAUCCUCUACAGUUUCAAACCUUUUGGUUUUAUCAAUACCUGUUGUAUGACCCAAUAUUUCUUUAAUUCUAUCAAUUUUUGCUUUAUGUUUUACAGUUCUGUUACUGUUUUCCUAAUGUAUUGAAUAAUUUAUCAGCACUCUAUCACUGAGCUUCACCCCAACCCUGUACUAAAUGUUUCAUCAUUGUGAAAUUUCCCUCUUUAUCUGAUAAUACUUUUUGUAUAAAAGGCUACUUUACUUUAUCUAAUGUGUAUGUAGCCUCUCCAGCCUUAUACUUAACUAUUUGAAGUGUACCUCUGUACCUUUUUCUGUUCAUUUACUUACUACCUCUGAGUCUUUCUAUUUAAAGUGGGUUACUUACAGCAUAUACUUGGGGCUUGCAUUUUUUAGUCUUGUCUCUGCCUUUUAAUUAGAAUCUUUACCAUUAAACGUAAUUUCUUUUUUUGCCGGGGAGGCAGGGCAGUAGGGAUUGAACCCAGAGGUGCUCAAUCACUGAGCCACAUCCCCAGACCAUCUUUUUAUUUUUUAUUUUGAGACAGGGUAUCAUUAAGUUGCUUAGGGCCUUGCUAAGUUGCUGAGGCUGGCUUUGAACUUGGAGUACUCCUGCCUCAGCCUCCUGGGCUGCUGGGAUUAUAGGCAUAUGCCACUGUGUCCAGCUCGUGUAAUUAUUGAUACAGUUAGUUCUU